AUGGCAGACAAUGAACAGUCUUCUUCUACCUAUGGCGCUAUUCCAAGUUACGUGCGACAGGUCAUUAAUACUAAAACACCACCACUUAGUCCAUUAAUGCUUCGUGUAAACAAGAGUACCAAUGCACUUAAAGGCUGGGAGUUUCCUGGAUGGGGAGAUAUUACCUCAACGGUAGCAAGUGACAGUGAACUAAAUGAGAUUCAAGCACAAUUAUCGAUACAUCAUCCAAAGCUUUCAGAAUGGCUGGCUACUGCUAUUUGUGGAAACGAUAUCUUGUCUAGCUGCUUGUAUGUGUCGGGACUCGUAGCAUCCAAAGCCGGCAAGCUGGCACCGAUAGCUCUUGCAGUUGUAGCAGGGAUAUUAUAUCUAUACCGGUUUAUUUAUGGAGAGGUCCUAAAUGCAAUACCACUCAAUGGAGGCUCAUAUAAUGUCCUGCUUAACACCACGUCCAAGCGCGUGGCUGCUAUGGCAGCAUCGCUUGCAAUCUUAUCGUACAUUGCCACGGGUGUCGUCUCCGGUACAUCGGCUUGUAACUACUUGGCAUCACACGUGCCAUCAUUGCAAAUUGUACCCGCUACCAUCGGGCUCCUCUUCAUUUUUGCGUUGCUAAGUUUAAUUGGCAUCACGGAAAGUGCAGUCGUGGCACUUGUCAUUUUUAUCAUCCAUGCCACGACAUUGACGGUGCUCUGCGUCCUAUCUAUGGUGUAUGUCGUGAAGGACGACUUUCAGACGCUAUGGGGAAAUUUUGGUACGGAAUUCUCAGACAUCAAUCUCGCGGGUGACAUUAUCUCCGGGAACUUUCUGACUGCAAUCUUCUUCGGCACGUCGACUGCUAUGCUUGGUAUAUCCGGCUUUGAAACGUCAUCACAGUUUGUCGAGGAGCAAGCUGAUGGCGUUUUUCCAAAGACCCUACGGAACAUGUGGUGGGGCGUAACUAUCUUCAACCCAAUGAUCUCUUUUCUGUCACUAGGUGUGCUUCCUCUCGAUGGACCUGGUGGCAUUGUGGACAGGAAAAACACCGUUUUAGCUGAAAUGGGACUAAAGGUUGCGGGCGAGAACAUGCAGUUAGUGGUUGCACUCGAUGCAUUCGUUGUAUUAUCGGGAGCUGUGCUGACGGCAUACGUAGGUAUUGUCGGCCUUGUCCGUCGACUGGCUAGUGAUCGUGUGGUACCGGAUUUCUUGCUUCAUGUGAACAAGGCGCGAGGCACAAACCACUACAUUAUCGUUGGGUAUUUCCUGGUGGCUACAAGUCUGGUACUGAUCUUGCAUGGAGACACAGAAACACUGUCAGGUGUGUACACGUACGCCUUUUUGGGUCUCAUGACGUUGUUCGGCAUUGGCUGCAUGCUGCUUAAGUUUAAACGCGCUGAGAUUCCGCGAACGGUGAUUGCGCCUUGGUGGAGCUGCAUCCUAGGAGUAUCAAUGGUGGUGACAACAUUCAUGGGAAACUUGCUGGGCGAUCCGACAAUUCUCACGUACUUCUUACUGUACUUUAUCACAGUGCUCUCACUUGUGUACAUCAUGUUUGAGCGCACCUUUCUGUUGCGAAUGUGUCUUUACUGCAUGCGUCAAUUGUGCCCAUCUCAACGCAGUAACGAUGAGAAUGAAACGCACUCGCUACGCACGGGUGCCCGCGGUGGUCAGACAAUCGCCCGGUUCAUUCGCGAAAUCAACGAGCCUGCCGUUUUCUUCUUCUGUAAAACCCCGAACCUUAACAUCAUCAACAAGGCUAUCCUGUACGUGCGCACUAAUGAACAAACGCACACGCUGUUCAUCGUGCACUGUCAUCCCCGUGGAACGAACGUGCCUGAAGGCUUCAAGGAGACGGUGUCCAUGUUUGAUCACGUAUACCUUAAAAUCAAGCUCAACUUUCUCAGCGUUGAGGGCCCGUUUGGACCCGCCAUGGUCGAGUGGGUGUCCCGCAAAUAUAAGCAACCCAAGAACCACAUGUUCAUCAAGCAGCCCAACUACAACUUCGCUCACACAAUCGCUGCUCUUGGUGGUGUGCGUGUAAUCACUGGAUAA
Peronospora belbahrii is the source of this 2025-nucleotide messenger RNA. NCBI's taxonomy places the organism in Eukaryota, Oomycota, Peronosporomycetes, Peronosporales, Peronosporaceae. The record is from the annotation of a GenBank genome assembly.